CGGAGCAAACUUCAGUCAGGAGAACAACUGAGAUAAUCCAUCCACAAUACGAGAGGAGGAUGCUUCCACAGAUAGAUGGACUCUCCCUUUCUCCAGUCAAAGUCUUCAGUAUUUUGAUUUUCCAUCUUCUAAUACACUUAAAUCGAGCGGAGUCUCAGGUGGUUGGUCCACAUCAACCAGUAGUUGCAUUAGUUGAUGAUGAUGUUAUUUUACCAUGUCACGUGGAGCCUGCAGAGGAUGUGACAGCUCAGAUAUUGGAGUGGACAAGAUCUGACUUGAACCCAAGAUUUGUCCAUGUGUGGCGAUCCGGUCAGGAUCUGGUGAAUACAAGAAAUCCUUCAUACAGGGGAAGAACAUCACUGUUCAUCAAUGAACUGAAGAAUGGAAACAUUUCACUGAAACUCUCCAGAGUAAAACUGUCUGAUGGAGGAACAUAUGAAUGCAGUGUUCCUUUAAUGAAGAAAAAAUCUUUUGUUAAGCUUGUGGUUGCAUCAGAUGCUGCCACCUCACCUGUCAUCAGUUUAUCAGGGAUUGACAAAAACAGAGGAGGAGUGGUGUUACAGUGUGAGUCUGCAGGCUGGUAUCCAGAGCCUGAGCUGCUGUGGUUGGACGGUGAGGGAAACCUCCUCUCUGCUGGACCUACAGAGACCCUCAGAGGUCCUGAUGACCUCUAUACUGUCAGCAGCAGAGUGACUGUGGAGAAGAGACACAGCAACAACAUCACCUGCAGAGUCCAACAGAGGAACACCAACCAGAGCAGAGAGACACACAUACAUGUUCAAGAGGAUUUCUUUGAGAUCCCGUCCAGUUCUUCCUCUGUCAUCAUCGGUUUGGCUGUUAGUUUGGCUCUUUGCAUCAUCCUGUUAAUAUUAUCAUCCGUUGUUCUUUUACUUAGAAAGAGGAAACACAAGAACAACAGGAGGCCAAAGGAUCAGACUGACUCAGGAGAUGCUGAAGUUCCUCUGAGGAAGACAGAGAGAGAGAAACAAAAUACCAGCAGCUCUUCUGUCCAAACUAAGAAGCAGACUUCAUGCUGGGAGAAGAAAACUGAAACCAUCGAUCAGCUCCAGCAGUUGAAACAAGCAGCAGAGAUCCUGAAGAUUCAGCUGGAGUCCAAAAAUCAGCAGAUUAUCAAAUCUGGAAAGAAGGAUGAAAUCAUUACGAAGCUGACAGACAUAUUUCCUACACUGGAAUCAAAGGUCAGUGAAAGCAUCUCUCAGCAGACAGAGGUAAACAUGGACACAUGUGAUGCUGUCAUCCUCCCAAUGAUCACAGACCUGUGCACUUAUAUUCCUGCAGUUUUGUCCAGCAGCAGCUUCUGUAUCAUUAACCAAACACAACUUUGA
Molecule: messenger RNA, 1346 nt
Organism: Oreochromis aureus
Lineage: Eukaryota; Metazoa; Chordata; Actinopteri; Cichliformes; Cichlidae
Product: butyrophilin subfamily 2 member A1-like
Exons: 8
Coding region: 60-1346 (428 amino acids)
Source: RefSeq, a predicted model, not a curated record